Messenger RNA from Colossoma macropomum (tambaqui), 1472 nucleotides. RefSeq lists its product as uncharacterized. The coding region runs from base 258 to 764 and encodes 168 amino acids. The transcript is spliced from 4 exons. The record is from RefSeq and is a predicted model, not a curated record. NCBI's taxonomy places the organism in Eukaryota, Metazoa, Chordata, Actinopteri, Characiformes, Serrasalmidae.
UUUGGGCUGUACAGGCUGGGGCCAAGCAAACAGGGCUAAACUGCUUCAUGCUCUACACUACAAACGUAUUACAGCCUAUACUGUUUUCUCUACUGUAGAUACAACACAAAAACCUCUGUACUCGCUGAGUUUUAAUGUGGCUACCAUCCUGACGGUAGCUUGAAGCUUUCCUAGAAAAUGUUCAUUUCUUUGGGGGUUUUUAUGGAGUUUUCUGAACAGGAUUAAAUGCCCCACCUCUCCACCAGUCCAACAGACUGAUGAAGAUGCACUCCCAAGGAGUGAUGGUGAAGUCGUCUCCGUCUCCUUCUCCAGCGUUUGUGCACAUCAGUGAUAAAGACCUGACUGAGAUUGAACUGCACUCUGUGGACUCUAUCAGUGACCUGCACCGCACACACACAGAGCAGCACAGCAAAGGUGUCAGACCACCCCGUCCACGACCUCCAUCCACUAAUGGAACUCUUCAGAUGCUGGAGAGACCGGUUGUCUUUCAAACAGGGCAUCAAAAAAAAAGAUCUCAUUGGAAUCAGCUCAGCAGUGUGUGUGCGCCCUCUAGGCGGCGCUACUCUAUGGUGUGUGCAACUGUAAUUCUCAUCCUCCUCACUCUUAUCCUCAUCUUCAGCUUCUUAGUUCAGCAGAGCAGAGCCCUAACCAGCCUAUCAGAGGUGGUGCGGCACAGGGAGGAAACAGCUGAGGAACUCUCGCUCCUCCUUCAGGAGCUCCAGGCUCUGCGCAGAAACAUGUCUGCAACAAGGAAUGCCCACUGACUACACUGUUGCGUGUAGAAUUACUUAAUCAUACUGGAGAAAAGAUGUGAUUUUGUGUCUUUAAAGCAGAAGUUGACGGACUACAGGUGGCCAGAUUCACAACGGUGACAGGGUAAUUCAAAAAUAGAAUUACUUAUAUUCUAUAACAUAAAAUAAUGUGACACUAUAAAUCAAGCUUACCGAUGCAUUAGUAAUGAAAUGCAUGUUUACAUAUGUGUUACAUAUCCUCAAUUAAAAUCUGGCCAAAAAGAUCCGUUUUUUAUCAAGCAGCUGGAAUUAAGAGAUGAAUUUUGCUGACCUGAUUUCGGUUUUUGGUUUAGAAUGUGGACUAACGUUACCAAGUUUGAGCUUAUUAUCUCAUAUAAAAGGGUCCUUCUUAUUUAGAAAACUUUGCCUCUGUCACAAAAAUUGAUGUAUUGAGGGCCACUGUUAUGUGAUGUGGAACAACUGACCUCUAUGCAGCAAAACUGAGCUUUAUAGAUGCCAGGCAGGAGGUAUUAGUGGAGCAAGUAAAACUAACCCUGCUCUAGCCCAUGAGUUACACUGAUGGGCUAGAGCAGGGUUAGUUUUACUUGCUCCACUAAUACCUAUUAGUGAGCUAUGACUAUGACUAUAUUCUUUUAAAGGAGAAUUCCCCUGAUUUUUCUUUUUUAAAUUCUGCAUUAUUAAAUCAUUAAGAUGUAAACAGAGUCAUUCAGAGUGGUUUGA